Messenger RNA from Phyllotreta striolata, 1461 nucleotides. The record is from the annotation of a GenBank genome assembly. NCBI's taxonomy places the organism in Eukaryota, Metazoa, Arthropoda, Insecta, Coleoptera, Chrysomelidae.
AUUUAUUAAAACCGGUAUCUCUAAAUCGAAGAAAGUAGUUCCUCCAGUUUACAAACAAAUAUAAGUGCUUCUUAGUAACGUACGGAGAAUAAGCGAACGCGCUAAUUAAAUCGUGCAAUCGAGCCGAUAAACGUUUCACCUCUCCGAACGGCACAAUAGGAACAUGCACCUGUAAGAUAAGAUAUUGAAAAACUUUUCUUUGACUGACCUAGAAAAUCCGGCGUGGCUCAUGACUGUGUGGAUUUCCGUUCAGUUUGUCGGCGACUCCGUUUCUGCUAGGAAUACGAAUGUGCAUUCGAAAUGAAACUGUCGCGAUAAAAAAAUAAUGACAUUACUAUUUGGUCCGGAAUAAUUUAAUCAAAAUAAUGCGAACGAAACUGACGUAGCGGUGGCGUUUUCGGAAAAAUGACAUUUCGAAAGGGGUGCGAUGCGGCUAUGUUCGCGCUAUUGUUCGUCCUGUGUGUUAUCGGAACCAGCGGGAAACCCUCGUUUCCUUUCAGUUUUUCCGCUAUUUCGUCGUUCGGCCAGCAGCAGACGGACCCGCCGGUACUGCUCAAGAGCUAUUCCGGCCGAAGGGUCGACAAGAACUCCUUGAGGAUGGUCUAUUUCCACGAUCAAACUGUAGCCGUCGUCGAGUUGGGGCCGAAUAAAUUGCUGUUGAAUUGCGAAUUUAUCGAAAUUAUUGAACAAAAUCAGGUAUUCGAAGUACUAGGAGAAUUAAAAGCGAAGGCUCGCCCGGUGGCCAUCACAUUCAUGGAAAUGAUAACUCUAAUGAAUCAAUGUAAACAAUUGGAGGACAGGAGAGAAAAGAUGAAAAGCGAACAAUCAAAGAAUAAUACAAUGACAACGAACGAAGGGCGGAAAUUGUCCAAUCCCUUUACUCUUUUUAGCGGGAUCGUCCCAGGUACCAAAUGGUGCGGAACGGGGGACAUAGCUAAAGACUAUUACGAUUUGGGCGAGGACAAAAUGGUUGACGUUUGCUGUCGAGCGCACGAUUUGUGCCCGGUCAAAAUAAGGGCUUACACGAAAAAGUACAGUUUGAUGAACAACUCCUUAUACACUAAGUCGCAUUGUAAAUGCGACGACGACUUGUUCAAUUGCCUGAGGUUAGCUAAUUACUCAAAGACAGCCCAAAUAAUGGGCAACAUAUACUUUAAUUUAGUCCAAGUGCCUUGCUUGGAAGAUGGAAAAGAGGGACGGCAAUUCCGAAAAGCCAGAACUAAUUUCUGAUUUUUCUUUAUUUAUGCUUGACUUGGUCGAUAUUGGUAUUUUUGAUCAAUUUUGUUAGGUGUGGAUGAUUUUAAAUAAAUAAUGUUAUGUUUUACGAACGAGUUUUAAACAAAUACCACUCCUAUACUUAUGAAUGAGUACUAAAAUUCAUAGUUUCUCAAUAAUUACGUGUUGAUAAGCUAAUAGGUGUUUAAAAAACAAUUUGUGGUGCCAUACCUGGUUUAGUACGCG